Ascoidea rubescens DSM 1968 is the source of this 962-nucleotide messenger RNA. Its product is annotated as translation initiation factor eIF5A. Gene Ontology annotation, molecular function: translation elongation factor activity; ribosome binding; RNA binding. Gene Ontology annotation, biological process: positive regulation of translational termination; positive regulation of translational elongation. NCBI's taxonomy places the organism in Eukaryota, Fungi, Ascomycota, Saccharomycetes, Ascoideales, Ascoideaceae. The transcript is spliced from 2 exons. Bases 162 to 635 code for a protein of 157 amino acids. The record is from RefSeq and is a predicted model, not a curated record.
CUUUUUUUUCGUUUUUCUUCUUUGGCUCGUUUAUAUAAAUAUUCCUGAAAUUGUUUAUUGCUCGUUCUUUUUUACUUUUUAAAUUUUGGCUCAGAAAAUCAUCACCUAGUUUUAUCUAUUUGGCUUUGGACUUAUAAUCAUUAUUAACUACAAUUAUCAAGAUGUCUGCAAACGAUCAUGAAUUUGAAGCAGCUCACGCUGGUGCUUCUACCACCUAUCCAAUGCAAUGCUCUGCUUUACGUAAAAAUGGUUUUGUUGUCAUUAAAGGCAGACCUUGUAAAAUUGUUGACAUGUCCACCUCCAAAACCGGUAAGCAUGGUCAUGCUAAAGUCCAUUUAGUCGCUAUAGAUAUCUUUACUGGUAAAAAAUUAGAAGAUUUGUCUCCUUCCACUCACAAUAUGUUAGUUCCUAUCGUUAAAAGAAAUGAAUAUCAACUAAUAGAUAUUGAUGAUGGUUACCUUUCCUUAAUGGAUUCCGAAGGUGAAACCAAAGAUGAUGUUAAACUUCCAGAAAGUGAUUUAGGUCAAAAAUUAGAAGCUGAUUUUGAUGAUGGUAAAGAUUUAAGCGUCACCAUUAUUUCUGCUAUGGGUGAAGAAGCCUGUAUUUCAUAUAAAGAAAGUUCCGGUUUAAAAUAAGUUAGUUGACAAGAUUAUAAACUUACUCUUAUUUUUAUAAAUAACUAUAUUCUUUAUUUAUCUAGUCAAUGUCAAUUCUAAAUUACUCAUAACAUUCAAAAUACUUUUUUAUGAUCAUUCGCUUUGCGGAAAUAACACUAAAUGAUACUUGAUUCAUCUUACAACCUUACAAAUUAUUAUUCUAUUUUACAGUUUUAUUAUCUUAAUUAGUUGAUUAGUUUAUUUAACACAGACCACACUAUCAUUUAUAUACUAUAUAAAUAUUUAUAAAGACUUCCAUUUUAAUUCCAAAAGUUCUUUUAUCGGUAAAAAAAAACAAAAUAAACA